Messenger RNA from Acyrthosiphon pisum (pea aphid), 699 nucleotides. RefSeq lists its product as uncharacterized. The record is from RefSeq and is a predicted model, not a curated record. Bases 1 to 699 code for a protein of 232 amino acids. The transcript has a single exon. NCBI's taxonomy places the organism in Eukaryota, Metazoa, Arthropoda, Insecta, Hemiptera, Aphididae.
AUGUUUAAUAAGGUGUUUGAUAUAUUAAAUAGUAGAUCUAUCAAUUGCAUUGAAUCCAAAAAAGCACUUUGCAAAGAAAAUAUUGAAGAAAUUAAAUUGUUCACAAAUCAUUUCUGUACUUAUAUCAAAGGUCUUAAAAUCUUAGAGAGUGAUAAUAAUUUUAUACCUGUACUUGAAUCUAAAUGUAAAACUGGUUUUAUAGGUUUCAUUGUUUCUUUAAAUAGUUUUUUGAAAUUUUACUCAAAAUUAAUUGAGUCUAAUAAACUGUCAUAUAUUAAAGCUUAUAAAGUAAGUCAAGACCAUUUAGAAAUAUUCUUCUGUAGUAUUCGCUCCCAUGGUGGGUUCAACAAUAACCCAACAGUAAGACAGUUUCGCUCUGCCUAUAGAAAAUUAGUUAUACGAACCACUGACAUGAAGCAAUUUAAUACUGGCAAUUGUAUACCUUUAGAAGACAUCGAUAUUUUACAUUAUUCUAGUUCAGAUCCAGUCACAGUAUUAAAUAACAAUUCAACAAAUAUAAAUUCAGAUAAAAUUGUGGAGGAAGAAAAUUCACAAAAUAUAAAUUCAUUUAUAAUGGAUCAUGAUUAUAUUGUGAGUAAUAGUGAUUAUUCUUUUAGUUAUUUUUCAAAAGAAGUUAUAACUUAUGUAGCUGGAUUUGUAGUUCAUAAACUUACCAACACACUUAAAUGUAAUACCUGA